GUUUUGCCAUGAACAUCUGAUCCAGGUGAGGUGUCCACACUUGUACCGCCUGGUGCAGGAUCGCGUCAAUGGUGCAGCUUCAGGUAGUGACACAGCUGAGCAGGACGACAAUUUGGAUUCGUUGCUUCGGGCAGUGAAGGAUGACAACGUGAAGGCUCCGCGACAUGCGCCUCCGGGGUGGAUGGCUUCGGAGUGCUCGUCGCACUGUCACUGGAUCCCAGUGGAUUUACCACACAUCAUCUUGCACCACUUCCUGUUGUUUCUGUACUCAGACAGCACCAGGUUUGGCCAUUUGUCCAUGGACCAACUCUAUAGGU
This is a messenger RNA of Cladocopium goreaui, 317 nucleotides long. NCBI's taxonomy places the organism in Eukaryota, Dinophyceae, Suessiales, Symbiodiniaceae. The record is from the annotation of a GenBank genome assembly.